AUGUCGGGCGAGUGGCUGCGGCGCUGGCGGCGGGGCGGCCCCGCGGAGCGCCCCGGCGGAGCCCCGGCACCGGGCCCGGGCCCGCCGCCCCCCGCCCUGCACUACCGCCGGCCCAAGUUCGUGCCCGGCGGCGGCGAGGAGGCCCCGCGGGGCGGGCGGGCCGUGCGCGGCGCCGCGCCCGAGCGGCCGCUGCCCUGGGGCGCGGGAUACGCCGAGGUUAUCAAUGCCGAGAAGUCGGAGUUCAAUGAGGACCAGGCAGCCUGCUGUCAGAUCUCUGUCCGGAGGAGAGAGCCAGGCCUGGAGGAGGAUGAGGAAUGGCUGAUCCUGUGCUCCACACAGUUCCUGACUGGUCACUACUGGGCGCUGUUUGAUGGCCAUGGUGGCCCAGAUGCUGCCAUCAUUGCCUCCAACUAUCUGCACUACUGCAUCAAGCAGAAGCUGGAGGAGGUUGUGGGAGGCAUCACCGAGGCCCAGCCCCCCAUGCACCUCAGCGGGCGCUGUGUUUGUGACAGUGACCCCCAGUUCGUGGAGGAGAAGCACAUCCAUGCAGCAGACCUGGUGGUGGGAGCCCUGGAGAAUGCCUUCCAGGAAUGUGAUGAAGUCAUUGGCCAGGAGAUGGAAGCUACAAACCAGACAGGAGGUUGCACUGCUCUGGCUGCACUUUAUUUCCAGGGAAAGCUGUAUGUGGCCAAUGCUGGGGACAGCAGGGCAAUUCUUGUCCUGAAGGACAGCAUUGUGCCCAUGAGCAGCGAGUUCACCCCCGAGUCAGAGAGGCAGCGAAUCCAGCACUUGGCUUUCCUUUUCCCCAAGCUCCUGGAUGGUGAAUUCACCCGCUUUGAGUUUCCACGGAGGCUGAAGGGAGAUGAUGUGGGCCACAAAGUCCUGUACCGGGAUUACUUCAUGGAGGGCUGGGGAUACAAGACGGUGGAGAAGGCUGACCUCAAGUAUCCUCUUGUCCAUGGUCAUGGGAAGCAGGCUCGCCUGCUGGGCACUCUGGCUGUCUCUCGAGGCCUGGGGGAUCAUCAGCUCAAGGUCAUUGACACCAACAUUGAAGUCAAACCCUUCCUCUCCUGCAUUCCUAAGGUGAAUGUAUUUGACUUUGCUCUGCAUGACAUUAAGGAAGACGAUGUCCUCAUCAUGGCAACUGACGGCCUUUGGGAUGUUCUGUGCAACGAUGAGGUGGCCCAUGUGGCCAGGAGCUUCCUUGCAGAAAACAGGACAGAUCCUCAAAGGUUUUCAGAACUGGCCAAGUGCUUGGUAUGCAGGGCAAGGGGAAAGAAGAGAGGCCACCAGUGGAUGCUGGAUGACAGCCACGAGGCAUCCUAUGAUGACAUCUCUGUAUUUGUCAUCCCACUACACAACAGGGAAGAGGACUGACUGUCAGGAUGACACACAGCAUCUCUGUGUUCCCUUACUCUGGUGCCAUUCUGCAUCAGCCUGAGAAUGAGGGACUUCUGCUGCUCUUCCAGCAAAACCAUUUGCAUUGGGACCUGAAAUGCACAGCCAGCACUUGGACAGGAUGAACAAGAUUAGCUCCUUAACAACAUGCAAGAGAAGCACAGUGGGCAACAAAUCACUCCCCUUUCUCAUUGCUGGACCAAGGAGAACCUGCAAAGGGGGCCAUGCACACCAAAGGACACUUUUCCUAAGAUCUUUGCGGUACAGUGACACUCAAAUCCAUAUUUCUACUGAUCUCUCUCCCUUUUUUUAAUAUUGAACAAUAAGGAUCAAUUGAGAUCCAGCCAGUCUGAAGAGCUGGCUUUUAAUCAGACUUGAACUAAGCUGAACUGGAUGCAUAAGCUAAAGCAUCUCUCGUAUCCAUUUGCUGUAAUGUGAGAUGUGCUGAAAACCUGGGAGCUGCUGCCAAGACAGCAUUGGGCACAGCUGUGCCUGUGGCAUGGGAAUGCUGGAGCAGUAGCCCAGAGCUCUUGAGACAGUUGCCAUUUGUAGGCAGCACCUCAAACCCAGAGGAUGUAGCCAGGUGAAGCUUCACCCUGGUGUACAGAAGCUUCCUGUGCAAAGAUAUGUGCCUUACUCUUAUUGAAGGACACUGAAGCGUGUUAGAUUGCUAACAAACCUUAAUCCACACUUGCUGACACUUUCUCUAUUCAGGUCAUUUCUGAUAGCAAAGCAGGUUUUGUAGCAGCAGCACUGAUGAGAACCAAGGUGUUCAGUGCAUCAGCUGAUUCAGUAGAAGAGCUCCAAGUAAAAUAAAACCGGUUUGUUGCAAUUUAUCUGCAGUGCUGAAUUUCAAGCACUUACUCCAGCAGAAACACAGUGCAGCAGACAUGCCAGAGUUGUCUCAAACUCUGAGGAUCUGCUUCCCAACCUGUUUGUUAACCAGGCAAAUUCAGGUCUGGACAAGGUUCCCAUCUCCCCAAGUCCCCACUUUGGUUUUCAUUAUUCAGUACACAGGUUCCAGGAUUCCCAGAGAAGCAGCCAAACCCCAGUGUGUGUUUAAGUUCUGCAAGGAUGAAAGUCCAAAUAAAAGUACUUUGUUUUUUUCCCCA
Messenger RNA from Agelaius phoeniceus (red-winged blackbird), 2510 nucleotides. It is a transcript of the gene PPM1M, whose product is annotated as protein phosphatase, Mg2+/Mn2+ dependent 1M. Gene Ontology annotation, biological process: protein dephosphorylation. NCBI's taxonomy places the organism in Eukaryota, Metazoa, Chordata, Aves, Passeriformes, Icteridae. Gene Ontology annotation, molecular function: [pyruvate dehydrogenase (acetyl-transferring)]-phosphatase activity. The record is from RefSeq and is a predicted model, not a curated record. Gene Ontology annotation, cellular component: mitochondrion.